AUGGCCGCACCUACGUCUCGGCCUCUUGAGUACCUUGAGGGUCUGCCAGGUACAACAUUUUUGCAGCUGUACACGCAACCAUCUACCGCACUCGCCAUUUUCCGGCGCAUGCUGCCUGAUCUGGCAAAAUGUUUUGUGAUGGCACUUCUUUAUUUGAAGGACCCCCUUCCGACGGCUGACCUGGAGAUUUGGGUCAAGACAGAAAGCAAGAAACAGCGCGACAAUGCUUUGUCGAUCCUAGGCCGACUUCACAUUCUGUCCACUACCCGUACCGAAGAUAAUGCUCGGGCUUACAUGGUCACCAACCCGUUCGCGUCAUCGCUGCGUCAAGCUCUCACCGGCUCCGAGGACGCUCAGUCCUUCGGUGUCUUUUCCCAAAUCAGCGACGAAAGUAAAGUUUCAAUUGCCGACUUGGACGAAUAUGGUCGACAACAAUGGGAAGGUGUCUUGGGUUACAUGGUCGGGACAAGUGCUCUCACAGGGAAUCGUGAUGUAGUGAAUUUGAGCAAAGGUGUGAAGCAACUACUCCAAGCUGGAAAUCUGGUCGAAAUCAGAGGCGGACGUGUGGACAUUACAAAGGAUGGAUUUGGCUUUGUGCUACAAGAUGUCAACACCCAGGUCUGGCACAUUAUGAUUCUCUAUGUGGAAAGUGCCCAUUCUCUCGGCAUGGACAGCGUCGAAGUGCUUUCGUUCUUGUUCUUGCUCAGCAGUCUGGAACUGGGUCAAUCUUACGAGAAGACAGGAUUGUCGAACACCCAACUCCGCACUCUAACCGACCUGGCGGACUUUGGUAUCGUCUACCAGGAAAGUCCCGAAGCAACACGUUUCUAUCCUACACGCCUUGCCACAACAUUGACUUCUGAUUCAAGCGCACUUGGAACUUCAGGUACCGGCUCUUUAGCUGGACCUGAUAGUCAGCCAGGUGGCUCAGGAUUCAUUAUAAUCGAGACCAACUACCGUCUCUACGCAUAUACUUCAUCCCCUCUUCAGAUCUCUCUGCUAUCGCUAUUUACGAACCUGAAGUACCGCUUCCCUAACCUGGUGACGGGAAAGGUCACCCGUCAAUCAGUGAGGCGGGCCAUUGAGAUAGGUAUUACAGCCGAGCAGAUUAUCUCAUAUCUGCAUUCGCAUGCCCACCCUCAGCUGCGCAAGCACAAUGCCGGUCAACCUACAACCGGCACAUCCGUUCAACCUUCAGUGCUCCCACCUACCGUGACCGACCAGAUUCGCCUCUGGCAGCUGGAGCGUGAUCGUCUCAGGGCCACAGCAGGCUUCUUGUUCAAGGACUUCACUAGCUCAGCUGAAUACGAUGCCCCCUGCAGAUAUGCUGCAGAGAUUGGUGUCCUGGUCUGGAAAUCCGACAAGAAGCGUAUGUUCUUCGUAUCGCGACACGAACAGGUUGCUGCCUUUCUUAGGCAGCGGAGAUAA
Penicillium verhagenii is the source of this 1428-nucleotide messenger RNA. RefSeq names its product TFIIH/NER complex subunit TFB2. The record is from RefSeq and is a predicted model, not a curated record. Gene Ontology annotation, cellular component: transcription factor TFIIH holo complex; transcription factor TFIIH core complex. Gene Ontology annotation, biological process: nucleotide-excision repair. The coding region runs from base 1 to 1428 and encodes 475 amino acids. Gene Ontology annotation, molecular function: double-stranded DNA binding; ATPase activator activity. The transcript has 3 exons. NCBI's taxonomy places the organism in Eukaryota, Fungi, Ascomycota, Eurotiomycetes, Eurotiales, Aspergillaceae.